Molecule: messenger RNA, 1421 nt
Organism: Tachysurus fulvidraco (yellow catfish)
Lineage: Eukaryota; Metazoa; Chordata; Actinopteri; Siluriformes; Bagridae
Gene: vps72a
Product: vacuolar protein sorting 72 homolog a
Exons: 6
Coding region: 291-1355 (354 amino acids)
Biological process (GO): regulation of DNA-templated transcription; chromatin remodeling
Cellular component (GO): nucleus
Molecular function (GO): ATP-dependent H2AZ histone chaperone activity
Source: RefSeq, a predicted model, not a curated record
CAGUCUUUUAUCUUUGUACUCCGGAAGUAAACAAGCCACACAUUUAGGACGGGUUUGUUGUUGUUUACGGACUUUCUUCAUUUCUUUUAUUAAAGUUAUUUUAAUGACCGCGUGUUGGAUUUCUGUGGGAAGUUUGCAGCAGGGACUUCAUUCGUGUUUGUGUUCGUUAGCCACUUAGCUUAGCUUUACCUCGGAGGCUUCUUGUUAAUACACCAUUAUAUUGGUGAUUAGUUAUUGUUGUUAUUAUUAUAUAUAUUAUAUAUUAGCGGAGAUUAAACUCGGGUGUAAAGAUGAGUUUAGCGCACAGCAGGGAGCAGAGGAGCACCGCCGGGAACCGAAUGGCCAAAAUCCUGGAAGCGGAGGAAGAAGACGAGUUCUAUAAAACCACCUACGGAGGAUUUAAUGAUGAGUCUGGUGAUGAUGAAUACCAUGGUGACCAUUCAGACACUGAGGAUGAAGUGGACAGUGACUUUGAUCUGGAUGAAGGAGACGAACCAGAUAGUGAGCAGGAAGAAGAGACACCACGUAGACGAAGCCGCAUCCUUACUAAAGCCUACAGAGAGCCCAUAAAAGUAAUGAAGCCGAGGGUUAAACAUCCAUCUGAGGAACCAAAGGCAGAGAAACCAAAAGCAGAAAAACGUUCAGCCCAUGAGCUGCAGGAGACUGGAGAAAUGCGCAAGUCAGUGAGGAAGUCUACUAGUGAGCACACUCGGAAGACCUUUGAGCGUCUGCAGGAGCGCAAACAAGAGGCACCGAGACGCCGCAGAGUCCAUAGAGACAAACCACUGAGUCAGGAUGAGUUAUUGAGAGAAGCUCAACAAACUGCACAGAGCAACCUGGAGUCACUGGAGAAUUAUGAGCGUCUGGAGGCUGAUAAGAAAAAGCAGGUGCAAAAGAAGAGGAGGUUUGAGGGACCGACAAUCCGUUAUCACUCUGUUCUGAUGAUGUCUGAGCUACCACUCAAAGACGAGAACGUGGAUGUUGAGGGGCUGGAUCAGGACAUGCCACUCUCAGCUUCCUCUUCUUGUACCGCAGCAUCAGGGGCUGGGGCACUUUGCUCGCGUACUUUCAUCACCUUCAGUGAUGAUGAUUCCUUUGAGUCUGCUUUCCCUCCAUUGGCCCGUGUCAGCCAUGACCUUCCCAUUCAAGAAGUAUGUCCUGUUACCCAUAAUCCUGCGCUGUAUCGUGACCCGGUUACUGACAUCCCAUAUGCUGACGCGCGCGCCUUCCGGAUAAUUCGUGAAGCGUAUCGUAAAUAUGUUGCUGCACACGGCUUCCCUCAUGACACAACACACACGCCUUCACACACACAUGCUGAGCCAUCGGGGGGCACCAAAAGCCUGCGACUAAAGUGACUGCCUAAACACACACAUUGUACUGUUAUUGGUAUUCACAAAGAUUAAAAAUGAUAAUGCACACAC